Thelazia callipaeda (thelaziosis nematode) is the source of this 3966-nucleotide messenger RNA. Lineage: Eukaryota; Metazoa; Nematoda; Chromadorea; Rhabditida; Thelaziidae. The record is from the annotation of a GenBank genome assembly.
AUGGCUUCGCAGUCCACAGAAUUCGGAAUGGAAAAGAUAUUUCAUUCAAUGGAAAUCGGCCAUAAUGUGUACAGAUUGCAACUUCUUAAACGGCGUGAUCCAAUCCAGAAAAAGCUUCGAUACAAUCGUGAAACAAGACAGCUGUUUUUAUCAAAGACGGAUGUGCUUGAAAAGAAUGUCAGUAAGACGUUGCGAUUAGAGUUACGAUUAGUGAAGGAAGUGCACACGCUUGAUUUCAAAUUGCAAAAGAUUGGAAUAAGAGACAAAUGGGGAAAAGAUAAGGAAAUUAAGCAGUUCGAUGCUACGAGAAUAUUAGUUAUUAGUUAUGGAAUAAGUUUUAACCUGCGGUACUGGAUUUUACUCUUUGAUUCGAAACGUGUAUGUCGUAUGUGGUGUCAAGGUGUCCAUCAUUUGAUGCUAGAUACAGUUUCUGCUUGUCAUACACUCUUGGUUGAACGAUGGCUGAGAAAAGAAUUUUAUGGUAUUGCAGGCUGUGAUGCUAAAAAUCCUUUCGUAGCAAUGAAGCAUAUGAAGCCUUUUGUACAAAUAAGUUUGCAGUGCAAAGUACAAUCAAAACAACUCCAGGAAGUUUGCGAGGAAACGAUGUAUUAUGAUGCCUUUGCAAAUGCAUAUCGAAAACUUCUUCAUGCUAAUUCUCUUUUUGCGGAACAUUUUUCAGCCUAUUCAGAUGAUGCAUGUAUUGUUAGCUUUAACAACUUUUUACGAUUCAAUAAGGACAUACAAAAUGAUGAAAUAGGAUUGGUACGUGAAAGGGCUAGUGAUUUUCUAAGACGUUUUUUGAGAGAAUGUGACCCGUAUAGAGACGUUCCUGAGCCAGUGCUUAGCAUUACUGAGUUUUGCGAUUUUCUUUUUUCACGAGAAAAUUCAUUAUGGGAUCCUAUCAAUGAGAAUGUUGUGCAUGAUAUGAAUCGGCCAUUAAGUCAUUAUUGGAUUGCUUCAUCACACAAUACGCAAGUUUUGUAUAUGGUACCAGAUGCAUUAAAAACAGAAUUUGUUUACUCUUUUCAUCGUACUUUCAGUUGCAAAUAUCUUACUGGGGAUCAGUUGAGAAGUGAAUCUUCUUUGGAUGCGUAUGCUCGAGCACUUCUUAUGGGUUGCAGAUGUGUUGAACUUGAUUGUUGGGAUGGUCAGAAGAAGAGUUCUGGUGAAAUACAAGAUAUUAUUGUUUAUCAUGGCCAUACAAUGACUAGUAAGCUUAAUUUGCGUGACGUACUUUGCACGAUUCGACACUAUGCUUUUAUUAAUAGCGAGUUUCCAGUCAUUCUCUCUAUUGAAGACAACUGCUCUGUACCUGCACAACGCUUGCUUGCUCGUGAAAUUAAAGAAAUACUAGGAGAAUAUUUGUUGACAACUCCAGUCAGCCGGGAUGAAAUAUGUUUACCAUCUCCAGCGACUUUGAAACGAAAAAUUAUCUUGAAACACAAAAAAUUACCAACAGAAAUUGAAGAUAGUGCUUCUCAACUACUUGAAGAGGACCAAGAGGCAGAUUUACUCGCAAUGAAAUUCACCCGACGAGGAAUUUUGUCACUGAAAAAUUCUGCUAAUAAUGAAUGGACUACGCACCUAUUUAUUCUCUUUCCGGACCGUUUGUGUUAUAUGUUGGAGCAUUGUGAAAAUAACAUCAGUAAUCGUGACAUUCUCAAACGUGAAGAUUCUGUUGGCAGUAUACAAGACGAUGAAGGUCAGGAUGAUUUGAGCAACUUGAUAGGAUUUGGUGUACGUCCAGAAGAAAUGCAUAUCACAGAGGAAUGGUUUCACAGCAAAACGGAUCGAGAUACUGCAAAAUUUCGUCUUUUAAAAAAUAAAGAUAAAGGCAAUGGUCUUUUUUUAGUUCGUGACUCAACAAUUUUCAUUGGCGACUAUUCAUUAUCAUUUCUACAUGAUGGGGAGGUGCAUCAUUGUCGGAUACGUACCAAAAUGGUGAAUGGUGAAAAAAAGUAUUAUUUUUUGGAAAGUAAGCAGAUGGAUACGCUUUAUGAACUUAUAUCGCAUUACACAAAAGAACGUUUGCGAACUCCGAAUUUCAGCACAACUUUAAUAACUCCAUGUCCCCAGCCUUGUCCUCAUCUUGGGAUGUCAUGGUUUUGUGAGCAUGCUGAUAAAAAUCGAGCUGAAGAUCUUCUGAACGCUGUUCGAAAAGAUGGAUCUUUUCUGUUGCGUUACAGUUCUACUGAUAAAAAUGUUUUUGUGAUCUCAUUAAGAGUUGAUGGUGAAGUAUGGCAUUAUCGUUUAAAGCGAGAUGGACGAAUUUUCGUAGUGAACCAAACAGUUUUCGAAAAUUUAAAUCAAAUUGUUGAAUAUUACUCAACGAGAGAAUUUGUUCGUGGAAUAUGUCUUAAAUAUCCCGUAAGCGAGAAUGUUUCGAUAAAUUUUGCAGAUGAUAAAUUCAACCUUAAUGUGGCAUCUGGAUGCUACAUGGAACUGAAAGACAUUGAUAAAGAGAUUUUGGUUAGAGCAAUUGAACCAUACAACGGGUCUUGUCCGAAUGAGCUGUCAUUUCCUGUAAAUGCAUUAAUGACUGUAUUAAGGAAAGAAGGCGAUCGAUGGCGUGGCAAAUAUGGUAAUCGUUUUGGAUUUUUUCCUGCUCGAUGUGUCAUAGAAUUGGAAGUAACCGAUAAUCAAACGACUGAGUUAGGUUUGUAUGCUACUAUUGAUUUGGCUGACAGUGUGAUUGAAGAAGUGCCUCUUGAAGUUGCUGGUCGACCAUUUGCUAUCAAAAUCAAGCGUGUUUCAACGCACUGGAAUCCAAGUGUUGAAUACAUAAUAGCAGCUAAUUCAUCUGAAGAUCAUGAAGACUGGUUAAAUAUUUUGCUUGAAAUGACUAGAACAGCUACAGAUCGCAACGUUUUGUUACGCACUCGAGAGAGAACUUUACGAAUAGCAUCAGAAUUAUCUGAUUUAGUAGUAUAUUGUCAAGCAGUACCUUUCAGUUCACAAUUUGCAACACAGGGUAACUUCUAUGAGAUGUGCUCGUUCAGUGAAACAAAGUUCGAGAAAUUAAUGGAACGAGGCUUGGUUCAGUUUAACUCUCGGCAGUUGUCGCGUGUUUAUCCACAAGGUUCUCGUGUCACAUCAGCAAAUUACGAUCCGAUACCGAUGUGGAAUGCUGCAUGUCAUAUGGUGGCACUAAAUUAUCAGACUGGGGAUAGGCCAAUGCAGUUGAAUCAAGGUAAAUUCAUGGCAAAUGGACAAUGCGGUUAUGUAUUGAAGCCGUCUUACAUGAUUGAUGAGAUGUUUUCUCCCGCUGCUGCAGAAAUUGUUUCUACAUCCUGUCCAAUAAUUCUCACUAUUCAUGUGAUAGCCGGACAGCAUUUGAAAAGGAAAGACCAAAAUCGGGGCAUUUGUUCUCCCGUCGUUACUAUUGAAAUGAUUGGCUUGCCAGCUGAUUCAACUACUGUUCGCACGAGAGCUUUUGCCUCAAAUGGUCUAAAUCCUGUUUGGAAUGAAAAAUUUGGUUUCAAAGUUUAUUGUCCAGAACUAGCUUUACUUCGUUUAUAUGUUGAAGAUGGUGAUUUUGUGGGACCCAAAACAGAUCCAUUCAUCGGACAAGCUGUAUUUCCACUUGAUUGCAUCCGUACAGGGUUUCGAUCUGUUACUCUUCGUAACCAAUUCAGCGAAGACUUGGAAUUAUCAUCUCUACUUUUGUUUGUUGAUAUGCGACGUCAAAGUGGUGAGGGCGAAGUUUUGAAUCCUCAUAUUGCUUUACAGGCGGGUCGUUCUCAAACAGGUAAAAUUCAUAAAACAUCAGUGCCUUCUGGUACGUUUUCGGCACGAUUAAAUUCGGUUGGUCAGAUUGAUUUUACAACAACAGAUUCACUCGAUUUAUCAUCCAUGAGAAACGUUGUUAUUCCAACGAAUUCCAUAUCUUCAGACUGCCUUGUUGCACCUGUUCCGUUGAGAAAAGAAAGUGGUUUGAAGAAAAUAUUUCGGUUUGGAAAAAAUUGA